AAUCCAUAAUAUUACUACAUUACCCUCUAGUCUCACAUUUUUUUCCUCCUUUUUCCUUUGUUCCCUUAUUCGUCAGUCGCGCACACACACACCCUAUUCCUUCUUUUCUUCUCUUCCCAAUUCCCAAUUUCACCGCACCCCAGAUUCUCUCCUUCGCCUCUCUCUGCGUCUUCCCUCACCAAAGUUCGAUUCUCUUUCAUCAGAUCCGCAACAUCCACAUCGCCAAAACCCCUCUUUCUGCUAUAUCCAUGACGCUUGGCUCAGCAGGAUCCAGUGUCGUGGUUCCUAGGAACUUCAGAUUGCUGGAGGAACUUGAGCGCGGAGAAAAAGGUAUUGGAGAUGGCACAGUUAGCUAUGGAAUGGAUGAUGGAGAUGACAUUUACAUGCGCUCUUGGACUGGAACCAUCAUCGGCCCCCACAAUACUGUUCAUGAGGGAAGAAUUUAUCAGUUGAAGCUGUUCUGUGACAAAGACUACCCAGAAAAGCCCCCAAGUGUUCGGUUUCAUUCAAGGAUUAACAUGACUUGUGUUAAUCAUGAAACUGGAGUGGUUGAACCAAAGAAAUUCGGCCUUCUCGCAAACUGGCAAAGAGAGUACACCAUGGAGGACAUACUUACCCAGCUGAAGAAGGAAAUGGCCGCCCCUCAUAACCGGAAGCUUGUCCAGCCACCGGAAGGCACCUACUUUUAGCGUCCAAGGUCGCAUAUAGAUGUCGGGAUCAUAUUGCAUUCGCAGUAUGCAAUAUAUAGUGUUUGCCUUUUGUGGAUCAUUCUGAAUUCAAGAUCAUAUUUAGGGGAAUGCCCCCCAACCUCCCAAAAAAAAGCUUCAUAUUUUCCCUCCCAUGGCUUCAGAGUUGUUUUUAAUUGUCUUUGUUAACUGUGCUGAAGGGGAUGCUGUUUGAUUAAAAAAACAAAAAAUCAAAACUGUGUGUGUCAAAUAUUGAAAGCAACUCUUUUUAAGUAGUAAUGUUCCCUUCGGAUUAAUGCUUUCAAUUUUCUGCUU
Arachis ipaensis is the source of this 1001-nucleotide messenger RNA. Its product is annotated as ubiquitin-conjugating enzyme E2 variant 1C. NCBI's taxonomy places the organism in Eukaryota, Viridiplantae, Streptophyta, Magnoliopsida, Fabales, Fabaceae. The record is from RefSeq and is a predicted model, not a curated record.